UCCGUACAUUUUGUCUUGCCUUAUUGUUGUUGCUUCCCAGGAAUCGUUGAGAGUAUUGCAACUAACUAGCAAGGGAUGAUUUUUUUUCAAGAAUCAAGCACAAACUGGAAUCAUAGUUAUCAUUUCCAUCUGAGAUAUAUGAUCGACAGUCUCGACUAAAAAGUAACAAGGCGGUUCAUAUCGUAGAGCUUGAACGUCAUCAGCGACACUAGCUAGUAGCGUAUUGUAGCGUGAGUAGGGUAUUAAUAACUAUUUUGUUGGGACAUUUCUGGUGAUUUUUAAUGAGACAACUGCAUAAUAGCGAAUUGAACAUAAUAUACUAAGAAUAUACCUCGAUAACAUCACCAUAAUCGUCAAUGUUUCUUCGGAAGGUUGCGUGGUAGCUAGCAUGAUAGCUAUGUUGCAGGUAACUUGAUUGCUAUCCUGGGUGUGAAUGACUGACUGACGCUUAGUUAUAAGGCCUACAACUUAAUAGAACAUUGCUUACUGUAAAGACGAUUUUGACAAUCCUUCAAGUGCCAUUGCUAAUUAGAUUAAUACAAACAGUUUACGUGCUAGCUAAAUUGUAUUGAAACUCAUUUGCUAACUUUAGUGGAACGAGUUUGUAGCCGGAUAGUUACAUCUAUUUCUACGACAUGGUCGUAGUGCAGCACAGCCCAUUAAGACAUGAAAUUGGUCACCUCUAGAAAUGGACUGUUCUGUGUAAACUGACAGCUGCUUUAUUGCAUUGUGUUAACUGCAGUUUUGCACCAUUCUACAGUUGGAGUUACGUUUGACCUGGAUUGAGAUAACUAACUAGCCACUAUCAAUCGUCCUGCCAGAGAUAAAAUGUCAGAAAACCAGGGCAACGCGAAUAACAACGUCCCGCAAAAUAACAAUGGCGGGGCGAACAGGAUACGAAACCCUAAUAUCAACCAAAACCCACUCAUCAAUGUUCGAGACAGACUUUUCCAUGCCCUAUUCUUCAAGAUGGCAGUUACCUAUGCCAGAUUGUUUCCACCGUCUUUCAGAAGAAUCUUCGAGUUCUUUAUCCUACUAAAGGCACUCUUUAUUCUCUUCAUCUUGGCCUAUAUCCACAUCGCUUUCUCACGCUCGCCUAUCAACUGCCUGGAGCAUGUUCGGGAGAAGUGGCCGCGUGACGGCAUCCUGCGAGUGGAGAUCCAGCGCAACUCGUCGCGUGCGCCCAUCUUCCUGCAGUUCUACGACUCAGACGGUCUCCAGGGCCUGGUCAAGGAGCCUGAGGGGGAGGGAGGAGGGCUGGGCCUGGCCGCGCUCCACCACGAGGAGGAGGAGGAGGAUGAGGAGGAGAUGACCCUGGAGAUGUUUGACAACAGUUCUUUUGAGCUUGACAUCGAGCCGCGGCUGAAGCCCUCGCUGAGUGGUGGGGGACGGGGCCUCAACGACAGCCAGGACCUCUCCUUCAGCCAGGCGCCCACUAAAGGUAUGCAGCCGCUGAGGGAGACAGUCUCCCAGAUUGAGAUGCUAUCUCGAGCAGUCUGGCCUCAGGAGGAUUACAUAGUGGAGUACUCUCUGGAGUACGGCUUCCUCCGCUUGUCCCAGACCACCCGGCAACGCCUCAACAUCCCUGUCAUGGUCGUCACGCUGGACCCCAUGAAGGAUCAGUGCUUUGGGGACAGCUUCAGUCGCCUCCUCCUGGAUGAGUUCCUGGGCUACGAUGACAUCCUGAUGUCUAGUGUCAAGGCCCUGGCAGAGAAUGAGGAGGACAAAGGCUUCCUCAGGAAUGUGGUGUCCGGGGAACACUACCGAUUUGUCAGCAUGUGGAUGGCUCGCACCUCCUACCUGGCUGCCUUUGUCAUCAUGGUAAUAUUCACCCUGUCCGUGUCUAUGCUGCUACGCUACUCCCACCACCAGAUCUUUGUCUUCAUUGUGGACCUUCUGCAGAUGUUGGAGAUGAACAUGACCAUCGCUUUCCCAGCAGCGCCUCUGCUUACCGUGAUCCUGGCUCUCGUGGGCAUGGAGGCCAUCAUGUCUGAGUUCUUCAACGACACCACCACCGCCUUCUACAUCAUCCUCAUCGUGUGGCUGGCCGACCAGUACGACGCCAUCUGCUGCCACACAAACACCAGCAAACGUCAUUGGCUGAGGUUCUUCUAUCUGUAUCACUUUGCGUUCUACGCCUACCACUACCGCUUCAACGGCCAGUACAGCAGCCUGGCUCUGGUCACCUCCUGGCUCUUCAUACAGCACUCAAUGAUCUACUUCUUCCACCACUACGAGCUUCCGGCCAUCCUUCAACAGAUCCGCAUCCAGGAGAUGCUACUGCAGAGCCAGGGGGGCAACCAGACGGCCCUGCAGGACAACCUCAACAACAACAACACCACCACCGCUGCAGCAGCCCUAGCUCGGGGAGGGGAAGCCAACGGCCAGGUCCGACCGCCAGAUGAGCCCCUGGCUUCUUCGGUGGCACAGGCCCAAGGUUCAGCGACCCUGGCUUCCCAGUCAAACGGCCUGGCUGGGAGUGCCACGUUAGAAGGGGCCGUAGGAGAGUUGACAACGGAGCUGGACUGGAUGGCGGAGACGACAGCCAUCAUCACGGAGGCCUUGUCCUCCUCAGCCCCCCAACCUGGGGGGUCUUUGAUGGAGAGCACAGCAGGGGGAUUGCUGGGGGAGGCCAGAGGGGUGGGGAGGGUUGGUGUUCCUGGGGCAGGCCUCAGCGUGGUGGCGGAGAUUCGAAUGGGGGGGAGUGAUGGUGGAGGAGAGAGCACAAGUGGCACCGGUCCCAGCUUGAUGGCAGUGGAAAUCAAAACCUUAGUGGCCUGUAGAGGCAGUGCAGCAGGAUCAGGCCUGCCUCCUCCCUCUCCUCCAAUGGGAGGACUCCAGGAAGCAGAGACUUGCCUCUCUAGUGUCAGGCCGUCCCUUCCUCAACCACCUUCUCCACACACAGACUGCAGUAGGGCAGUGGUUGGGGAGCCAGAAUGCCCCAGGCAAAGCCCCACAGAUUGGGACUCCAAGACAGAGGAAGCCCCCAGCCCCACUCCAUCCUGAGCCCCCACACACACACACACACACACAUGCUCCCAUACGCAGAGGAAACAUAUCUUCUCCCCCUUAAUUCUUCUUCCAACACCGCAAGAUGCCGACAUGGCUUUAUUCCUGUAAUGUCAUUCUUACGACAACCAGGAGAAGAGGGGGAUGGAAAGCUGAGGAAAAGCCCCGCCCCUCAACUUCUCUUCAAAGGUGUGGAAUUGUUUGGAAAUGGCUACCCGGACAUACAUUUUUUUUUUUUUUGGAAAAUGUAUUUGUAAAAUAAUCAAUCCUAUUGCGUUGGUGAUAUACAUUUCCUUGAUGAUUCUGUUGGUUAGGGGGUGUCUCGACGGGCUUUGGAAAUGGCGGUGUAUGUUUCCUUUUGAGAGCACAGUGGACUAUACAGGGCUGCAACACAUGACCUCUUGUCCAUCCAUUCAUUCCAUCUGGUCCUCAAACCCAGAAAAAAGACAACCCCGUGUUUUGAGUUACUCAUUUUUCUUUCAGAACUGUUAAACAGGCUAAUAAAGUUGCUGUGGGUUGUCAUGAUACUUGGUCAAACCCCACUUCUCACAAGCUCUCAACUUUUUCUCCAACUGGCAACUGGCUCCGCAAGCUAGCUCUAUCCCUGACUGGAGCAUCGUGGGAAAUUGAGUUGAUAUCCACUGUUUUUGAGUGUUGAGUAGACGACCUUGUUCGGAUAUUUUGCCAAUCCACUGCUCUUACAAUGCUUGGCAGUUGCUUCCGUACUGCUUGAGCCGCAGAAGAGCUGUCAUGACUGCAGUUUCUUUUGUCUUAACCUCCUUUUUUUUUGAGUGAACCUGCAUCAUUACUUCCCUCUGGGAACUUUUCUGUGUACCGUCAGGACACUAGGCCCAUUUUCUCACCCAUAACUCAUUAUCAGGUUUCAAAUUGCAAUUGCUUCACCGUGCAGAUACAUGAUCAACUGGAAGGCUUGACCAGGCACCUGUUUCAUGUUCUGUAAUGUUAAGUCACUAUACUAACCUCCCUGGGUGCAUGUUUUGUUCAAAUAAUCAAAGCUUGAUAAGGAGUUGGUUAUUUGAAUCAGCUCUGUGGCGCUAGGGCAAAAAACAGAACAUGCCCCCGGGGGCGCCAGGAAGCAGUUUGUGAAACCUUGCCUUACAUCCUGUAUUCCAAAAGAGGAGCAUGUGACCUGGUAACACACAGCUCUUUGCUUCAGACUAGCACAAGACGAUAGCAGGCUAUGUUAAAUAGCUUCAGGGUAAAGCUAUUGUAACCAUGCCAACCAAUCUCCAUUACAUGUGUCAUUGAUCUACCAUUCAGCUGCCAAAAUGGCAAGUUGUGAUGAAAUUGCAUGCCUUGGACGCUCCAAUUUAAUUUGGUAAAGAGCGUCUUUUUUUAUGUUUCUUGUUUUAAAACCUCCUGAUGAUGAAGCUGCUGAAGACUACCUUGGAAACUUUACCAGACUUGUGUGCCCACUUUUUGUUCGUUAGCUCACGAGACUAAACUGGACUUGCCUAGUAAGAUGCGACUGUGAGACAAACUACCGGUCAUCAGAUGGACCUGACAUGCAUCCUGCUUCCCCUUUCUGGAACCUGCUGAACGCCGUUCUAAGAUGGACAGGGUGUAACAAAAGUCCAGAGAAUUAAAAAUUAUAACUCCAAGUAGAAACUGGCAGGGCAGAAUAAACAGGGAAUAAUGACAAAUGUGUUCCAAUGUCUACAUCCUCAUCUGUUGAAACAGAACAACUUCCUGCCCAGUGAGCUUUAUUUUGAUGCCUUAUGAUUCCAAAUGAGAUAUUAUUGGAAGUGCAUGUUGAGACUUCCUUAGCAGUUGAAUUUAAGCAGGUUUUUGGCAUAUAGUGGCCUCUGAUAUGAGGAAAAUGGUUUAUAUUUCAACGGAAUCACGAUAACCAAGGGACAUUUAGCAAAAUGGGUUAGACUUUUCCAUUAGUUCUAUGAAGAUGGGAGUGGGUGGAGGUGUAGUCAUGGCUAUGCAGUGGGCAGAACCAAGGACGUGGUUCUGGUUUGAAAGGUCCAAAUUGUGCAAUAUGACAGGAAGUCAGUUUAAAGAGAAAAGUCUUCAUUGUAGAAGAGGAUACUUUUACAGAUGUGACAAAUAUGCUCUUAUCAAUGACGUUUUAUGAUCAGUUUCUUUCUGUGCCUAUAUGCCGUUCUGUAAGAAAAAACAGGAUGAUUGUAGCAAUGCAACAGUUGCUGUCCAUUUGUAGCUCAUUUUAGGCAAUGUAAAUGAAUCCUUCAAUCUGUGAUGGACUAGAUUCCUUCUCUCAUUCAAAUGUAUUUAACUGUUCAGUAAACUAAGUGCAGAAGAAGCAUUCUUUGCACAAACAAUUGUC
Oncorhynchus masou masou (cherry salmon) is the source of this 5323-nucleotide messenger RNA. Its product is annotated as membralin-like. Lineage: Eukaryota; Metazoa; Chordata; Actinopteri; Salmoniformes; Salmonidae. The record is from RefSeq and is a predicted model, not a curated record. The transcript is spliced from 11 exons. Gene Ontology annotation, cellular component: endoplasmic reticulum. The coding region runs from base 829 to 3006 and encodes 725 amino acids. Gene Ontology annotation, biological process: response to endoplasmic reticulum stress; positive regulation of ERAD pathway.